UUGUAGUCUCGUGGCGGCCGAUGGAACCUCGACUCGUGGGCCCGGGGCCCUACCGAGCAACUCGGCUGUGGAAUGAGACUGUUGAGCUCUUUCGAAAUGGAAUGCCUUUACGGAAACAUCGUUCUCACUUCAAAAGCUAUGAACGUUGCUUCACAGCUUCCGAGGCAGUGGAGUGGUUGCACAGACUGCUAAGAUGCAACCAGAACUUUAGCCCGGAAGUAACCCGUGCUCAAACGGUUCAGCUUCUGAAAAAGUUCCUGAAAAAUCAUGUUAUUGAAGAUAUCAAAGGAAGAUGGGGCAAGGACGAUUUUGAGGAUAAUGGUAAAUUAUAUAGGUUUCCUCCUUUCUCACCAUUAAAACCAUACCCUAAACGAUCUCCUUACCGAAAAGAAAUUGUGAAAUUCCCAAACUGGAAUGACUUUGAAAGAGUUACUUUCCAAGAGCACAUCCCAGUGAAACCUAUCAUACUGAAUUCUGAAAUGUGGUUCAAACGUCACAGCAUAGCAAUUGGAGAAGUACCAACAUGCAAACUUAUACAUCGUCGACAGUUAACAGAGGCAAAUCUAGAAGACAUAUGGAAGUCCAGGACAUUGACAUACUUGCAAAAAACUUUAGGUCUGGAUUCUCUGAAUGAUAUUCUGGACACCAAACUUGUAAAUCCAAAGGACAUCAUUCAGAAUGUGUAUAAUGUCAACAAACAAGGAACUGUCAUUUUAGAAGAUAAAUCAAAAGAGGUUCCUCACUGGGUUCUGUCAGCAAUGAAAUGCUUAGCAAACUGGCCCAGAUGUCCAGAUCUGAAACAGCCCACCUAUUCAGGUUUUGAAAGAGAUGUCUUUAGAACCAUAGCAGAUUAUUAUGCACACAUGAAGGAGCCUCUUCUCACAUUCCAGUUCUUUGAUGUUUUUGUGAGUGUGCUAGGAAUCUUGCAGGAAAAGAAGCUAGCCACUGAAGCCUUGCAGAUUUGUUGUCUUCUCCUGCCACCAGCGAAUCGUCGCAAGCUACAGUUGCUGAUGACUCUGAUGGCUAAGAUCCAGUCAAAUAAAGAUCUUCCACCUCUUUCAGAUACACUCGGAACAAGAACAAUGAUGGUUCAAGCCUUUUCUCGUUGCAUUCUUUGUUCUAAAGAUGAAGUGGACUUGGACGAACUAUUAGCAGCUAAAUUGGUGUCAUUCAUGAUGGACAAUUAUCAUGAGAUCUUAAAUGUUCCUUCUGCCUUAAAAGCAGCAGUUGAGGAACAUAUAGCAUAUCUCCAAAGAGUCCAGAUAAAAUAUCCAGAAUCUGAUAGAGAUGCUAUUUUGCCUGCUCCAUCAUUUUGUCAUCAAAUCAGCACUGAUGAGUUUGAACACCAAAAAGCAAAUUGCUGUCAAGGGCCACCAGCAAACUUGUUGGAAGAAAUCACAGGGAAUAUGGAAAUGUCCAUCAAAGAAAAAAAGAAAAAGUUGAAACAGUUUCAGAAAGCUUAUCCUGAUAUAUAUAAGGAACGCUUUCCUACUCCUGAAAGUGAAGCAGUUCUUUUUCCAGAAAAAAAUAAACAGAAACCACUGUUGAUGUGGGCAUUUAAAAGGCCUUUCCCGCCAUUUCAAAGAACAAGAAGCUUUCGCAUGUAAGACUGUGAACAAGCUGAAUCUCUGUAAUUAUUUCAGAAUUAUACCUUUGGAACAUCUGAAAUUCCAUGUAGGUGCUGAAACAUGUUUAACAAAGAGGAAAAUCAAGGCGGAACACUGCUAGGCUGAGCCAUUAUCAGUAUUUUGCAGAAAAUCUUUUGGUGUUUUUAAAAUUUUCUUUAUGUUGUUUAAGUCAAGGUUAGGAAAUAGUGAACUGAUUCAGAUGAUCACAUCAUUGCGUAUGAGAGAUUAGACCGAAAUAGGAAGAGUUCUUUUGCUUAUACAAGUCACAGUUAAAUCAAGAAGUCUCUAAUAAGUCUUUGUUUCUAGUAUCAUCCAAACUGAACAUGAGUUGUUAUUAGUAUAAUAACAAAACCACCGGAGGCAUUCUAGUAUUAUCCUAGUGACUGGGCAAGUUCAGACUCAGUGUGAUGGGUGAAAUAGGUUGCUACGGCUUGCACAGUAAACUAAGUUUAAAACAAACCUUGGCUUAGAGGAAUUUGUGAACCCCAUGACAGUCUCUAGAGAGGAGAGUAAGUAGUACAUUUCUAUUCCUUCUGUUGAAGUCUGAGGUUACCCUGAGAUCCUCAGAGCAUUUGGGGAGAGGUGCAGAAUCUGGGCUGAGUUCACAGAAUGGCUCUGUUCACUAAACUCCUUUAACUGGCCGUGGGAAAUAUAGUUUGCCACCCUAAUAAGAGGACUGGUCAAAUGAACCAACCAAUGCUGAGGUUGCAUUUGGCCCCAGACUUAGUGUUGUUUUGGAUCCCCCCUCCCGAAUCAGCUACAUCACCCAAAGAGAGGGUUAGAGGGUUAAACUUUUUUUUCUCUACAAGCAAUACAGUUCCAAAAAGGCCACAUAAAGAUUGCAUCUAUUUGCUCAUUUUAGCUUUCAUACAUACAUACAUACAUACAUACACGUGCACACACAGGUGUGUGAAAGAGAAGCAGGAUGGGGUAGAGGUCUUUAUUGUGCUGAGUGCACCACCACCAAUCUUUUUUACUCUCAUUUGGGGCAGAGAGGAGAAUGCUAGGCAGUGAAAAGGGAAGUACCAGCCUCCUUUGUGCCAGCUGAGAGGGCUGUAAAUAUGGAGACUGAAUGAUCGAUCGAGCUGCCAGCUCACAACAUUUACUGGAAGAAAGAGUGUCUUGGUAUGCAGUAUAGUGUGAAUGCAAUCUAUAUAUAAGCCCACAUAGGGAAUCAAUGAUGAAACAAAAGCUGCAAUUUACGUACUUGCAUCAAACAUUGAGAUGCAAGUACUUAAGGAGGGAGUUUAUGUCAAGAUGUCACCAUACGGACGUUAUCAUUUUGCUGCAAUCUUGGCUUGCUGAGAAUAUCUAUGGUAUUGUACUUUGUAAGCAAUCAUCAUGGAUUUGCUUUAUGUAUAAACCCGACCAUUGUGACGUAGUCAGUGAGCCAUACUUUAGACCAGUCAUGGCCUAAUAUGUUUUGUGAUCCCACCCAUUUCCUGCAAGACUCCUAUUAUUCCUAUUUCCCUCUAGUUUUAACAUUUUCUCUCCCUGCCUCAGGAGAAGGUGAUGUUAUAGUCUCAGAGGUGAGCACUUCAUUUCCCUUUUUCAGCCUAUUUCCUAAACUAUCCCAGCACAAAGAUUUAAAGAUAUUUGUACCUUGCCUUUCUUGUGCUUGAGUGAAUCUGAUAGUAGCUGAGUUUAUGCAUCACACAAGAUGGUUUAUUUGAUCAUGAUUUCUUGAACAAACCAAAGUGGCCUGUAUAAAGUUACUGGUGGUGGCUGGUAUAAUAAAGAUCUAUGCUUACUAGUUCCUUCUGACUAUUAAACUAAUUUUCAUAUUUUUAAGAUUCUAAUAUUUUUCACCAUAGUUUCCAGUUUGGACAAAAUGAACAAGUUACUUAGAGACUUCAAGAUUUAAUUGCCAUUUAGGUGAUGGGGCUAUGUGUAUAGGAAAAAUCCUUCAUAUUUUUGUUUGUUAACUUCAGAUGUGAUUGUCUAAUGCAGUUCACUGGGUAACAAUGACUACUGUGCCUGUCAUGGGAGGAUAUGAAAAAAUUAUCUUCAUGAAAGGAUAAACUGCACAUGUAGGUGGCACUGAAUUUUAGAAGACAACAUGUGUUAUCUACUUGAAUGAACCUGCAGCACUGGAUUGACUAGCUAAAGCUUUAUACCAUUGAUCUUAACAAGGAGCAAAUUGUAUACAUUCUUAGUCAGAUCCCUGAGUAAGAAUUUCAGAAAGGAACUUUGCAGGAUGAAGCCUUUUAUUACAUUACCUAUGUGAUACUUACACAAUACCAGACUGACUUCCGGGAAGCAUUCUGGCUGUAUCUA
Messenger RNA from Python bivittatus (Burmese python), 3905 nucleotides. It is a transcript of the gene DEPDC1B, whose product is annotated as DEP domain containing 1B. Lineage: Eukaryota; Metazoa; Chordata; Lepidosauria; Squamata; Pythonidae. The record is from RefSeq and is a predicted model, not a curated record. Gene Ontology annotation, biological process: positive regulation of Wnt signaling pathway; intracellular signal transduction.